AAUGGCUGCGUUGAGAGUGUUCAGUCGUAAUAUACCAUAUUUACGACAACAAUUUUCAGCGCUAUUAGGAAAUACAUCACCGUCAGUCAAAUUUAUUUGUGUUGUUGUUGUAAUUGGCUAUGUGUUAUCAUUUUCCCGUGAUGUGGUUAAUGUUCUUAGUGUUACUCCAGGAUAUUUAUUGCCACCUUCUUUUCAAUUGUGGUCUACUUUCACGUUCUGGUUCCUUGAAAUACAUUUGUGGGAGGUGAUCAUAGACAUAAUAACUGUCGGUUUGUGUGGGAAACUAAUUGAACCAUUAUGGGGUCAAAUAGAAAUGAUGAAGUUUUUUGUGUUGACGAAUAUUGGUGUUGCAUUCCUCACAACAUUUUACUAUCUGAUGAUAUUUUCAUGGACGCAAGAAACAUCGUAUCUGUUCGAUAUUCACGUUCACGGCCUUGCAGGAUAUCUGGCAGCAGUAUGUGUUGCCGUAAAACAGAUAUUGCCAGACCAUUUGUUGAUAAAAACUCCGCUAGGGAAGCUUACAAAUAGAUCACUUCCACUGUUAUUGCUUUUAGUAGCGAUAUUAUUCUGGGCUGUAGGAGCAUUAGAGGGAACAUAUCCGUGUAUGUGGGGAAGUGGUACUUUACUAUCAUGGAUAUACUUGAGGUUCUGGCAAAAACACAGCAAUGGCUCCAGAGGAGAUAUGGCAGAGAAUUUUAGUUUCGAUAAUUUCUUUCCAACUGUACUUCAGCCUCUUGUCCGUGGUGUAAUUAGUCCGAUACAUAGAUGUUGUAUCAGAUUUGGAUUGUGCUCACAAAGUCCACGCAGAGUGCACCUAGCAUUGAGUCCUCGUGGUGUUACCAUUUCAAUGCCUGGUGUUGAACCACAAGAUAUGGAAAGGAGAAGGCAAAUUGCACUUAAGGCUUUAAGUGAGAGAUUAUCUAAGACAUCAGAGAUAACAAGACAAAAGAAUUUAUCGACAAAGGUCAAUAUGGAUACAGUCAGAAAGACGCAGUCACAUGUCAUUCCACAGUUCCCAAGUGAGCCGGAAAUUAUUCAAGCACCUACUGAAGCUACUUUAAUAGACAUCAGCUCAGAAAACCCACCAACUACAAAAACAUCAUGAUUGUAGUAAAUUAUAAUUUGAAUUGGUUGAGCUCACACAUUUUGUUUGUAAAGUGAUUAUUUCAAUGUGUUGUGGUAAAGAAAACUGUAAUAUAUAAUUUUAAUUAUUGGUGUAUGGUGAUAAUUUGAUUAUUUGAGACUGUCUCACUAUCAACUGUUACCUUUAAAAAUAUUACAGUUACAAAGUGGAAACAUUGUGUUUGGAAAAGAGGCCGUCCAUUUGCUGUGAAAAGAGGAGGAAAUUUUGUAAUCUGGCAAUAAUGGACUAAGUAAAGCGCGACCGCCACAAGCGAGUGAUAUUAUUGUUAUUCCGUCUACAUCUAUACUAAUAUUAUAAAGCUGCAGUGUUUGUUUGUGUUUUUGUUUGAACGCGCUAAUCUCUGGUACUACUGGUCCGAUUUGAAUGAUUCUUUCAGUGUUACCCAACACUGAAAGAAUCAUUGGAAUCAAAUGGACUACCCAGUCCAUUUAUCGAGGAAGGAAAAGGAAAGGAAAAUCAAAAUUAGGGAUCCGUAAUAAAAUUGCUAUUUUGUAACACAAGGUGUAAAAUCGAAAACCUAUUUUUGCGUGCGCUGCAAAAACUAUUGACAAUAGAACAAAAUGAUGUACAGGCUAUAAUAUAGGCAAUAAUUUAUUACUUAUAAAACUAUCGCGUGAAUUAUACUUUAUAUGGCAAAACAACGUUUGCCGGGUCAGCUAGUUUUUCUAUAAAGUAAUAGAAUGUGCCUCUACAUGGUGAUAUGGGUCGCUGAAUUCUCCGCUAGCUCCUCGACAACGCGAGGCUGUCGUUACCGAACACUCUUGCUGUGAGUGCUCUGUCAAAUGAACCCUUUAUUUCAAACCAAUUGUAUGUUUGUGAAUUUGCAAUAAAGCGGUAGUUCCGUAGCGAGUCUUCGCUACAGCAUUGAUAUGUUGAUUGGCGUUAUAGUCGCCUUGUUAAUAUUACUUGUUCAUGGUGAUAGCGUGUAGAUAUCACAACUGGUUACUUUAAGUGUUUAUUGACAUUUUUGUGUGUCAUUUGCGUGAUUGUGAAUUGAAUCAUUUUUAUAUAAUUGAUUGUAUAAAACUCUUAAGGUAACUUUUACAUGAUUAUUAUGAAGGAAAUAUAAUUACACUAAGAUAAAUUCUUUAUUUGGGUUUGUUUCACCAAAUAAGAUAAAAAUUGUUCAAAAACCCUUGAUACCGUAUUAUUGUCAACAUUAUUACAGUAGAGACUCAAUUAUGUGGAACUAAAUUACUGGCUAGUUUAAACUAAAGCUGUAAUCAUAUAAGUGAAAUUACUGGGCAAAUGAGACUUAACAUCUUGACUCUCAAGGUGACGACCGCAAUUGUGGUGCCACUCAGAAUUUUUGAUCAGAAAUGUACGUCCUGCUCAUCCCGUCCCUUAUUGACAUAAAAAAACGAUUUAUGAAAUUGAAAACAUUUUGCUUACAAAUUGACAGCAGGAUACGGUUGGUGCAGAAAAGACGCGAGUUUUGUCAUGUGGAAGCAUUUCAGGCUGCAACCGAUAUAUAACAUUAUUUCUGUUAAUAAGUAACAAUUAUUAUGAGAUAGUGAUGAUUGAAAGGGUGUGUAGUGUUUUCAGUGAUUAUUCAAGGUAAUUUAUAAUAAAGGCUAUGUAGUAGCCUACAUGUGUAUGUACUCUUUAAACAACUAAUAAUAAAGAUAAGCUUUUCUUCAAAUAUUUUCAAUUGUCCAGAUUUUCCGAUAUACAAAUGGCUCAAAAACAAUUAGACUGGUUAAUAGGUUCUACUGUACUAUGGAAUCUGAAAGAGUAUGAAAGCUUUGUAACUGUAAUAUAAGACUGUAUAGUUAUUUAUACUUCCAAGUUAUUUGUAAUAUAUUAUUAUAAUAAUAAUAUUUUGCAUUUGUUAACAUUAUAUGAAAAUAAUUGUAAAUAUCAUAAUUGUAAUAAUUAAUACCUAGUAUUUAAUAAAAUAUCUAUGAAUGAUUAA
Molecule: messenger RNA, 3059 nt
Organism: Leptidea sinapis
Lineage: Eukaryota; Metazoa; Arthropoda; Insecta; Lepidoptera; Pieridae
Product: transmembrane protein 115
Exons: 4
Coding region: 2-1105 (367 amino acids)
Biological process (GO): retrograde vesicle-mediated transport, Golgi to endoplasmic reticulum
Cellular component (GO): membrane; Golgi apparatus
Source: RefSeq, a predicted model, not a curated record